Striga asiatica is the source of this 339-nucleotide messenger RNA. NCBI's taxonomy places the organism in Eukaryota, Viridiplantae, Streptophyta, Magnoliopsida, Lamiales, Orobanchaceae. The record is from the annotation of a GenBank genome assembly.
AUGAACGUCGGAAACCGUAACGACGGCGACGUUCUUAAACCCAAGGGCUGCUACCCGCGCGGAAUUGAGAUGAUGGUUCUUCUCUCGCCUGUGCUGGAUGAUGGUGAUGGCGACCCGGUUGUCGAGUGCCGGUACAGGGAGACGGUCGCAGAUACAAGUGCGGGCCGGCUUGCCGCACGACAGGCAAGUAGGUCGCUUCGCCGGCCCGGCCACAUUCACCAUAGAGAGAGAGAGUGCCGUUCUAGGAGUUUGGGAUUUUUUGGUGCUCGAUUUAGAAAAGGCUGGAGACGCGGAUUUAGGCCCAAUAGCAAUCAAAUUCGGCCAAGAAGCCCAGAGUAU